Molecule: messenger RNA, 2262 nt
Organism: Carassius auratus (goldfish)
Lineage: Eukaryota; Metazoa; Chordata; Actinopteri; Cypriniformes; Cyprinidae
Product: 5-hydroxytryptamine receptor 4-like
Exons: 7
Coding region: 242-1513 (423 amino acids)
Biological process (GO): positive regulation of MAPK cascade; adenylate cyclase-activating adrenergic receptor signaling pathway; regulation of appetite
Cellular component (GO): plasma membrane
Molecular function (GO): G protein-coupled serotonin receptor activity
Source: RefSeq, a predicted model, not a curated record
UGGUGUGAAAGAGGAGGGACUUGAUACUUCAGUUUGCGCUUCACUGUGGAAACCGAAGGGCGAACGCGCUCGGCUCUAUCGGACGAACCGUUGAGCCACGGAACGCCGCGCGUGUCCAGUUUGCGCUGACAUUACCGUCACACGUUAAACUCCCGCAACUGUGUUUACCGCCGACAGCGGACGUUCAGUAAACCCGGUGAAGCCCAGAAGUUGUCCGUUUCUUUCCAAGCGCCACUCUUCCAUGCGAGGAUGUGAAUUUCCACGCGAGGAUCCAGAGUCGUGCCAUGGUUUUGACCCGCGCGCUCCUCACAGAAAUGGGUCGCUCCGCAUCUACGGGUACAUGAAUCUGAGUUCCAGCGGCCAGAUGCCUGAGAUGGAAGAAGUAGAUACCAAUGAGAGCAACGGGUUGGCGAAGAGGAUUGCUCUCAUCAGCUUCCUGUCACUGGUCAUGCUCAUGAGCGUCCUGGGAAACCUGCUGGUUAUGGUGGCCGUCUGCAAGGACCGGCAGCUCAGGAAAAUCAAAACCAACUACUUCAUCGUCUCGCUGGCGUUUGCUGACCUGCUGGUGUCAGUGCUGGUGAUGCCGUUUGGUGCCAUAGAAUUGAUCCAUCAGAACUGGAUCUACGGUGAGACCUUCUGCCUGGUCCGCACCUCUCUGGACGUGCUGCUGACCACUGCCUCCAUCCUACACCUGUGCUGCAUAUCCCUCGACAGGUACUAUGCCAUCUGUUGCAAGCCGCUGGUUUACAGCAAUAAGAUGACACCGCUGAGAGUGGCUCUAAUGAUCGGAGGAUGCUGGAUAAUCCCAACCGUUAUUUCCUUCCUACCCAUAAUGCAAGGCUGGAACAGUAUUGGAAUAGAUGAUUUGAUAGAGAAGCGGAAGUUCUCUGGAAACUCCACGGUGUGUGUGUUUAUGGUGAAUAAGCCGUAUGCGCUGACCUGCUCAGUCGUGGCCUUCUACGUACCGCUGAUCCUGAUGGUGCUGGCGUACCAGCGCAUCUACAUCACGGCGCGGGAACAUGCGCGACAGAUCAGCAUGCUGCAGCGCGCCGGAGGAGCGGGGAAUGCGGAUAGCGCGGACCACCAACGAAACCACCGCAUGCGCACCGAGACCAAGGCGGCUAAGACUCUGUGCAUCAUCAUGGGCUGCUUCUGUCUGUGCUGGGCCCCUUUCUUCAUCACGAAUGUGGUGGACCCCUUCAUAGACUACAGUGUUCCUGAGCAGCUGUGGGCGGCCUGCCUCUGGCUGGGCUACAUCAACUCCAUGCUCAACCCCAUCCUUUACGCCUUCCUCAACAAGUCCUUUCGCCGUGCCUUCCUCAUCAUCCUCUGCUGCGGACACAAGCGCUACCGCCGACCUUCCAUCCUGGGCCCUGUACCGACCUGCACGGCCACGCAGAUCAACGGCUCGACACACGUCCUGAAGUAUUCAGUUCUACACAAUGGAAAGCACAGUGAACAGGAGAAACUGUCGAUACAGAACGACACAGAGUCCCAGGAGUCAUGUUUCUGACACAGGCCAGGCUCUAAUGAGGAGCAUGACUGGAAGAGGAUAUUUCUCAGCGCCCUGCCUGCAGCUCAGACCCGACCAGAGCCUUUCAGGAGUCGAGGACAGGGAGCUGGACUGAACUGUUUGCUCAAAGAGCUGCUGAACAAUGAGGGAAAGAACAAUGUUGCCAAAGGUAUCUGGUCUGUAUUUUAGGAUACGAAUUUCGAUUGCAAAGGAGUGUUGGUAAGGGUUUUCCCAAUGUGUUUGUUUCCUUUUUGGUUCUCCUGGGAAUACGACUUCCAAACCAAAAACAUGUCUUUCAAGCUUUAUCCAGAGUGGCUUCUAUUAGCUCUACAGGGAGGAUAACACUUCCUGAAAUAUACGGCACGAAGGCUGAAUAGCUAAGAUGACUCUCUAUUAAAGAAAAUAUUUUUUUUUUAUAUAAAUGAAAAAGUAAAUUCACAAAUUCACACCACAGUAUUAAAAAGUAGAGCUGGGAGCAUUGCUGAGCGAUUUCUCAAAUUUUUUAUUCUUUUUAUUUUAUUUUAUUUUUUAUUAUUAUUAUUAUUGUUUCAUCAAUGAAUUCUAAAAUCAACAGUUAUAAUAUAGCAUUGUCACAUGAAUUUAAAGUGUUAAAGACAACAGGCCUUUCCUUGUUUCCAAGACUAUUCCAGAAUCUAUUUGCACAUUUAUUUAAGUGCAACACAAGUAAUGUUGCAGAAUAUUUCUAUUAAAACAGCCUAAAUAACAAAUUUAUAGAAGCCUGCUUCUGC